Colias croceus (clouded yellow) is the source of this 23701-nucleotide messenger RNA. RefSeq names its product microtubule-actin cross-linking factor 1 (gene shot). Gene Ontology annotation, cellular component: cytoplasm; cytoskeleton; intermediate filament. NCBI's taxonomy places the organism in Eukaryota, Metazoa, Arthropoda, Insecta, Lepidoptera, Pieridae. Gene Ontology annotation, molecular function: structural molecule activity; calcium ion binding; microtubule binding. Bases 25 to 22410 code for a protein of 7461 amino acids. Gene Ontology annotation, biological process: wound healing; intermediate filament cytoskeleton organization. The transcript is spliced from 81 exons. The record is from RefSeq and is a predicted model, not a curated record.
GUUGAAUCUGAACCCGGACAAGGAAUGAGUAUAUCGGAUGCGGUGAACCGCGGUCAGGUCGAUUUACAAAGGGGUCUAUACAGAUUGCCCAACGGAACUUACAUUACUAUUGCUGAAGCCUAUCAGCGGGGCUACCUCAUAUACAAUGAGAUUAUCAAAAUAAAAUCGAGCGCUUUAUCUCUAUCUGACGCAAUUAGCCACGAUCUUGUAGACAAUAACGGUUGGAUUUUGGAUAGGAACUCGGGUGAUAGAUUCCAAUUAGAUGUAGCUAUUAAAAAUGAACUGAUCAAUCCAAAUAUUAGGGAAGUUGUCGACCCUAAAAAUGACACAAAAAUAACGCUUGCUGAAGCGAUAGAAAAAAAUAUAAUAAAUACAAAACAUUCGAAGUACAUUCAUAACAUGACUAAGGAAAAAAUGUCUUUCAAAGAGGCUGCUAAUAAACGAUUUAUUUGCAAGCCGAUGACGUUGAAAGAUGUUUGUGAUAAAAAUUUAAUGACAAAUGAUGGUAGGAUAAUAUCUUCUUCAAAUAGGUCACACCUCACAAUUUUGGAAGCCAUUUCUACCGGCGUCCUUGAUAGUGAUACUAUUAAAUGUGUUACUGAUACGCAAUCUGCCCAACUUCUUACACUGUCAGAAGCACUAGCGACUAAAAUAAUUUUACCUGAUAAUAAGUUCCGUGACAAUUUAACCGGUGAAAUCUGUACCAUACCUGAAGCAGUAGAUCGCGGUCUUAUAACAUCAGUAUCGCAAAAAUCUAUAUUCGAUAUAGACGGUUUUAGAGAUCCUAAAACUGGAGAGUUUGUUUCGUUUAAUGUAGCGCAUAGUAAAGGUAAUCUUAAAUACGCUAAUGGUGAAACGUUUUUAAAAUCGGAAAGCGGUGAUUUUGUAUUCUUAGAAGAUUGUACAAAAGUAUCCACUAUAAGACCAGAAGUAUUAGAAAUGUUUAGUAGAAAGAUAGGUGUAUUCGAAAAUGAAAAGGAGUUAUCUGUACUUGAUGCCGUUUUUAAAGGCAUUCUCGAUCCGAAAUCGGGUUACUUACUCGAUGUGAACACUAAAAAACCCAUUCCGUUUAAUAAAGCAGUAGAAAUCAAUAUGAUUACACCAGAGGGUGCCGCUUUGUUAAAUUCACUUUUAAACAUUACUCUUACAAUUCAAACUGUCACAAAGACUGUUAAAAGGUAUGUCACCGUAACGAAUACUAGUGAAAAACACAGUUCCGAAACAGUUAUUACAUUCUCUGAAGCAGUAAGACGGGGUCUUAUAGAUGAAAACACGCAAACGUUUACUGAUCCCACUACUGGCACUGUUUUCCCAAUUCAACAAGCUUUAGAUGAAGGUCUGUUAGGUGUUGAUCAAAAUGAUCCUCGUGUCGCUCGAAUUUCUGAUCGCGUAACGAGAAAAGAUCUAAUUCCUGGUCAAGUAGUUGAAUUAAAAAUAACUAAAAAAUCAUUCAUAAAAGAAUUACCACCUAGUCCUGAAAGUAAACUUCAGGAAGACCACCGACCAGAAACCAUUAAAAGUCCCGAUUAUGUUAGGGAAACUAAGCAGCCGCGUGAAGCUGUCUCACGAGAAGUAAGAACUGUUACUUCAACCUCAGUCGCUAGUGAACCUUCCGUUACGUCAUUGACUAUAGAGAAAAAUACAAUAGAACUACCUCGCGGAGGUUGGUCUCUUAAAGACGCCAUUCAACAAAAUUUGUUCGAUCCAGUUAAUGGCAUAUUUAUUAUUCCCGGUACUGACAGAGUUCUUGAUUUACAAGAAGCUUUAAAAUUAAAUUUAAUAAACUCUGAUUCUGCUUAUGUUAUUGAUCCUAAAACUAAGAAAGAGCUUCCUCUGCAUGCAGCUUUAGAACUUCACAUUUUAGAUAGUAGGGGUCAAUAUAAACAUCCUAGCGGCCCGUUGACAAUGAAAGAUGCCAUUGAUAGACAAUACAUAAUUUUCGUUCAACUUACCACAAUAUCUAAAUCUACACAAAAAGUUAUAACAAUAACGUCUAUGGCAGGUAUGCCUGAUAAAAUGGAAAUAUCGGAAGUUCAUGAUAACGCCGGAGGUAUUCUAAUUUCUGAAGACCAAACAGCUUUAGAACCAGUUCAAGUAGAACCUGGUGUAAUAUAUGAUCCUUCCACAGCACUAGUUAUAUCUACGACUUCAGGUACUUCUGGAAAUAUAAUUGAAGCUGUAAAUCAGGGUAUUGUACCGAAAAAGUCAGUUAAAGUAACAGAUCCACAAACAAAGAAGCUCAUUUCAUUAAAUGAAGCAGUAAAUAAAGGCAUUAUUGAUAAAAAUACUGGUGAAUACAGAAAUAAAUCAGGACAAAAAAUUAGUUUAGCAGAUGCCACAAAGAUAGGUUUGAUAGCUGUCUUGGGCGCACCACUUGUUGCAGCGUCAAAAGUUAUUCAAGUUGUGAAGAAUACUAUGGUAGUAGACCCGAAUACGGGUGAGGAAUUACCGUUGGAAGUAGCUUAUGAGCGUGGUUUAGUUGAUCCGGCAACUUACAAAAAAUAUGAAGAAUCUUUACGAGCGAGAACUCCGAACGAUGAUGAUAACAUGACAAUGGACCACUCUACAACUGAAUCCAAUAUCACGAUCAGAAGAGUAAUUACAUCAACUGUAAUUGAUCCUAACACGGGAGAAUCUAUUUCAAUUGAUGAAGCUCAUGAAAAAGGUAUUAUUGACUCAACCACAUAUAAAAAAUAUAAGGCAGCAAUUAAAGAUACAUCGCCAUCAGACGUAACCAAUGUUGAUAUAACAACUAAAGGAAUAUCAAAGCCCUUGUCAGUGGGAGCAGCAGUAUCAGAAGGAUUUAUAACUGUAGAGUCUAUACAAAAUAGUUUAACGAUGGAUAGAAAUAACGUUGCAAAAACAUUAGGUCAAGAUAGACUUAUUAAACAAGAAGUUGUAGAGAUAUCUAAAGUACAGCAAAAUGAUAAACCAAAAUACAUUAAUAAUGUUUCAUCAUCUUCAACUGGAAAAAUGACCGGUGAAUUAAAACCUAAAGUAUUACAAAAACUAAGAAGACACGUAAUUUUGCCCUCGGAGGCAAAAGAUAAAAAAAUAAUUGAUGAAAAAACUGAAAAAUUGUUGGACGGAAUUAAAAUGCUCAAAGAGCAAAAUGGAGAUCCUAUUACACUUGGAAAAGCAAUCGAAGUAGGUUUGAUUGAUGCGAAACAGGGAAAAAUAAGAGAUCCUGUGCGUGGAGAUGUGAUUAAUAUCAAGGAAGCUAUUAAAAGAGGUCUGCUGGAUGAAGAGGGUCAAAAUGAAAUAUUACUUCCGUUGGCUAGAAGCUUAACAAUCCCAGAAGUAUUAGAACAAGGUUUGCUUGACCCAAGCACCGGUAAAAUUAUUCACCCUGAAACUGGAGCUCAUUUGAGCAUAAGAGAAGCUAUUAUUUGUGAUAUUAUUGAUCCCUUGUCGUGUAUCUCAAUCGGUCCAAAUAAUUCGAUAACAAUCUGUGAAGCUAUUGACAGAAAUAUUAUUGAUCACGAAAGAAACGCUGUCAAAACAAGCGAAGGCCCUAUAGAUUUAUUAUCUGCAGUAAACAUGCAAGUUUUCCCCGAAUCAAAGAUUAUUUCGGACAUUCCUCCAGCUGCUAUGACCCUUCCAGUUGCAAUAAAACAAAAUGUGUUAGAUCAAAAAACAGGAAUAUUCAAGCAUCCACUUAAAAAUGAAAGUAUACCGGUAAGCAAAGCGGUCGAUAGAAAUUUGAUUAUGGCUAUUCCAUAUCCUCAUGAUUCAUCGGCAACUAAAAUUGACGAUGCAAUAAAAGAUGGCUUAAUAGAUUUUAAUAAUAGCACCUUUACUGAUCCAAAAACAAAGGAGCGUAUGCCUAUUGAUAAAGCUUUGGAACAAGGAUUACUCGUCGUGAAACCAAACACAGACGUUAGUGAUGUAAUAACGACAAUUACAGAAACUUUUUCAUCGGAACACACCGUAACAACAAAAAUGGUAGAACUUUUAGCAGAUUAUGUUUUAGUUAGUGCAAAUGAAGUACAAAAUAUCAAAACCGGUGAAAUUAUCACUAUGGAUGAAGCUCGUCGUAGAGGAAUCGUUCGCGAUGAACAAACUAAUAAAGAACAUUUUAUUACCAGUGACACGACUUUUAACUUUGGUGAAGCUGUUGAUCUAGGCUACAUCAAUAUUGAAAAAGGUACCUUUACACAUCCUAAUACUGGUGAAAUUUAUUCAAUAACAGAAGCAGUGAAUAGUGGAUUAUUAAAUACUGAUGUUCCACAAGAAGCAGAUAAGAAAACACCAAAAAAAGAGAUGGAAAUGUUAGAUUUGAAUGAAGCGUUUGAUCUACUUUUUGACGAAAAGUCACAGAAAUUCAGAGAUCCAACAUCGCCAAAUAACGUAUUAACAUUAAAAGAGGCAUUAGAAAAGAAAAUCGUUAAUCCUGAUUCUGUAAUUUACGAUAUUAACGCCGGUAGACCAGUUACUGUACAAGAAGCUGUAUAUACAGGAUUAAUUGAUUGUAAAACUGGUAAACUUAGGGAACCUGAAACAGGUAAAUCCGUUGAUAUUAAAAAGGCAGCUAAAAUGGGCUUAAUUGCUAUUGUAGGUGCACCAGUAUUAGCAGGCAUGGCAGUCGUAGAAGGUGCAAAAGCUAUUUCUAAUAAGAUAAUGAAACCUAAGCAAAAUGAGAUCACUGUUCCAGAUGUUUCAACAACCAAGAAAGAACACGACAUUAAGCCCAAACCUUCUAUUUCUAAUCUAAAAGAGAUAGAAACUAUUAAGAAAUCAAAUGAUGACGAAACAAGCGCAGUUAAGAAAAGAGGUGAUAAAGAAUUAACACCGCAAAUUGAAGCUAAGUCUGACUCGCAAAAUAAGCGUUUACCCGCACAUGAACCGUUGGAUGAAACAGAUAGGAUGACUACUUCAUCUGAAAAUAAAAAUAUAUUACACAAAGAUAGUAAAACAGAACCUAAACAAAUCAAGCAAUUAGAAAACGAAACUUCGAAAUUCAUUAUGAAAGAACAAGAAAGCGCUUUAGGUCAGUUAUCCAGUCCCGUUCCGAAAGCAGACGAAAAACACCAUUUAAAUGACGACAAAAAGCAAAAUAAAAUUGCCACAGUACCAACAAAUCAAUCAGAAAAAACUCCGGUAUUGGAAACGGAGGAAACAUCGAGUCAAAAAGUAACAACACCAAUAAAUAAGCGUGUAACAUCAGAAAACGUCAUUGAACAACAACAUUCUAUUACCACAAUUGUAUCCGGUGGGAUCAUAGGGACUGAAACAGAAACAAUACCAUCCGACAAAGAUAAACAGCUUGGUGCUCAGCCUAGUGAAAAGCAAAACAUUACAGAUAAAUUAGUUGAAUCUGAUUCAUUCCAAAAAGCGACUCCAGGAGAGACGGCUAAAUCUUCUCCAGGAGAAAAACCCAUCGAUUCACAAGGCGAUGGCACUAAAAAGGAAACCAUUGCAAAAGAAACAGGACCUCAUGGGGAGACUAUUAUUGAGAAAACAGUAAAUAGCAAAGAAUUAAUAAAUCAAAAUAAACUUCCAAUUACAACGCAAGAUAGUGUUAAAGAAGUGGAAGUAGCGCCUGGUGUUAUUUUUGAUGCAACGGAAAAUAAAAUUGUUAUCGUUGAGUCCGGUAAAGUGAUCGAUGUACUAUCAGCAAUUAAUGAGGGCAUAAUUUCAUCGGAGAAAAUUACAAUUAUAGAUCCUACAAAUCAAAAACAAAUAAGUUUAGACGACGCAGUAAGAAAAGGUGUACUGAAUAAAGAUACUGGAGAAAUAAAAGACAAAAGUGGAAACAGCAUGACAUUUGCUGAUGCUGCUAAACUUGGUUUGGUUGCUAUAGUUGGUGCUCCCAUUCUAGCAGCAUCGAAAGCAAUAAGUAUUGUUAAAGAUGCAAUCAACGAUGACAAGAAACAAACACAAAGCUCGUCGGUCGUUAAACAACCUCAAAAUAAAUUAGCUUCUCUACCAACUAUUGACAUUUCAAAAUCACCAAUAUCUGAAACUGAUGAAAGUGAUUUACUUAAAGUUCAAAAACCAAAGAUGGAGUUAAAUGGCCAGCAAGCAAGCGAUGCCAAAGCUGUAUCAGCUAUGCUUAUAGAGGCGGAAAAACAACCAUUACGAGUAAUAGAAGAAAUAACAGAAAACAAUGUUACGAAAGAAAAGCAGGAACCGGUUCAAAUUAUUUUCGAGAAUAUACCAUUAAUUGACGCUAUUGCACAAGGUAAAAUAGAACCGAAAAUUUGUAGAAUUAUAUUAAAUGGUACUGAGUUACCGCUGACUGUUCAAGAUUCUUUAGACCAAGAGCAAAUUAGUAGAUUCACUCCCGUUGAUGUUGUUUCUAAAAAUUGUGUUAUCGUUCGUAUGUCUAAACCAAAAACACGACUAUGUAUUUCAACAAAGCUUACUCCCGAAGAACUUUCAGAAAUGGGUAUAUAUGAUAUCGAAAAGCAAAUAUUUUUGAAUCCCGAGACAGGAUCCAAAAUUACAUUUGAAGAACUAGUAUAUGGCUUGAAAGUGUUUGAUCCCAAAGCAAUUUUAGUAAAGGACCUGAGUUCUAAAUCAGACGCAUUCAUUCCGUUUGAUGAAGCUAUUUCGAGGCCCAUUAUUGAUAAAUUAACUGGCCAUAUGGUUAAUCCAAAAACAGGAAAACGUGUCUCAUUUUUGGAAUGUGUACAAAUCGGUUGGAUAGUGGAAAAACCCGAAGAUGUUACUAUCACAGAACAAUUCACAAUUGAAUCUGCUUUAGAACAAGGCCUCUAUAAUGCCAAAACCGGGGAAAUUCAAGAUGCAAAUAGUGGUGAAUUGAUUCCUAUUUCAGAAGCUAUUCAGAAAGGUAUUAUUGAUCAAGACACAUUGCACAUACUAGUUCCAGGAACUAAUGAAACUCUAACUUUAUCAGAUGCUUUAGAACGUGGAAUAAUAGAAAUAAACAAUGGAGUCAUUAUCAUAAUUGAAACGCAAGAAAUAAUUGAAAUCACAGUUGCCAUUCAACAAGGUAUUCUUACCUUUACACGAAGACCUAUUUCCAUAAAAGCUGCAAUUGAAAAAGAUAUGUAUGAACCAUCAACAGGAAAAAUUAAAGAUACUACUACCCAACAAUUAGUGACAGUUGGUGAUGCAGUCAAUAAGAAUAUUAUUCAUCCUACUAUUUCUGAAAUCAAGGAUACGUCGCUAGAAAAAUAUAUUCCACUAUCAGAAGCGCUUGAAACUAAAUUAUUGAAUCCUGAAACAGGUAAAAUUACAGACAAAAAGACUGGUAAAGACAUUCCAUUAGACGAAGCACUGAAAAAGGGCCUCGUGGCAACAAAAUCUAUAACAUAUUCUUUGUUUGAUAUAAUCGAAUUAGGUUACUAUUCUCCGGACACGUGUAAAGUUCUUGACCCUAGAACCGGUGAAAUUAUAACAUUAAAUAAAGCAAUCGAAAAUAAGCUUGUAGAUCCGUCUAACGUUAGAAUAAAAGACGACAAUAUUGAUGCAGUUAUUAGUUUUGAUGAAGCAGUCAAGUCAGGUCUUGUAGAUUUAGAACAAGGCGUUAUCACUUCGCCUCACUUAAAUUUCAAAGAUGCUUCUGAAAAAGGGUACUUGUUUAAAGACCAAAAGCCCUGGACAUUACAGGAAGGGUUAGUACAAGGUUUUUAUGACCCAGAAACAGGUCUCCUAACAAUUAAUAAUGCAACAAUGACUCUUGAGGAUGCAAUUAAAAUUGGUAAUAUAAAUCCUGAGGCGCUUACUGUUAGGAACUCUGUAACUGGGGAAAUAAUAACUCUCAGUGAUGCAAUCAAGGUAGGAAUAAUAGAUUCUAAAGAAGGUAAAGUAAUGGAUCCGGUUCAAGGUGAUAAGAUAUCUUUAACAGACGCAUCGGAACGUGGUCUGAUUGUUCCAGCAAAACGCAAACUUAGUUUACCUGAAGCCGUAUUUAAAGGUUUCUAUGAUCCUAAAACUGGCAAGUUUUCACACCCACAAAGCAAAGAUAAGAUUCAAACUGAUAGAGCUAUAAGAAAGAGAAUGAUAGAUCCUCAGUCAACUUUAGUACACGUAGGUGGGAAAGUUAUACCGUUUGAAUUCGCCGUGGAUAAAGGUAUUGUAGAUGGUAGAACAGGUACUAUUCUGUUAGGUGAAGAAAGAGUAGAUUUUAGAGAAGCAUUUGAGAGAGGUAUUUUAGUUGAGGUGCGACGACCAUUAUCACUUAUUGAGGCGCUCGAGAAAGGUGUUUACAAUGAAAUCACAGGUCUCUUUAUGGACCCACAAACUGGUAAGAAAUACACCCUUUCGGAAGCUAUUAAAAUGAAUCUCAUUGACCCGCAAUCUGUUCAUAUACAAGAUAAUAGACUUGGUAAGUGGGAUAAAAUCAGUAUUGCUGAAUCUAUUGAAACUGGGGUUAUAGAUGAUAAUACAGGUAAAAUUAAAAAUAUUAAUAACGAUAACGAGGAAAUUAGCUUGCGUAAAGCGUUCGAAAUAGGUUUAUUAGUCGACGGAAAAGCUCCUAUAAGUUUACAAAGAGCACUACACCAGGGUAUUUAUGAUGAUAACACCGGUAAAAUUAUUGAUCCCAUUACAAAUCGCAAAAUUACACUGCACGAAUCUAUCAGGCGAUCUAUAAUAAGUCCUAAAUAUCUUUGCUACUUCGAUAAAAAAUCUGAGAAACCUUUAACUUUAGCGGAGUGCUGCCGUAGUGACAUAAUUGAUCGUAGAAGUGGUAAGUUUAAAGAACCAAGUUCUGACAUUCAAAUACCUUUGUCUGAAGCAAUGAGCUUAGGUCUUAUUGUUGACAUAGAAAGCGGAGGGUUCUCUCUUUAUGAUGCGUUAGCUAUGAAUAUGUAUGAUAUAACGGAAAUGGUAUUUAUACAUCCCGUAUCUGAGAGAAAAAUACCGCUUGUAGGUGCAAUUAACGAAGAGUUAAUUAACCCUGAAACAUCUCUUAUUAAACAUAUUCCCACUAGCAAAUAUAUUAAAUUACCCGAAGCAAUACAAACGGGUAUCAUCGAUGAAAAUCACAGUGUUUAUAUUUUGCCUAAUGGUAGUCAAAUAAAUCUAUUAGAUGCUAAACAUCGGGGCUUAAUUGUUACUUCAAAGAGGGAUCUUAGUUUAGAGGAAAUAAUUAAGAAUGGUCUCUUUAGGGCUGACAAUGGAAAAAUAGUAGAUCCUAGCAAUAAUGAAUUUGUUGAUAUCAAAAAAGCCAUUGACAUCAGGCUUCUUAAUCCUGAAUUAACUGUUGUAAAAGACAGUUCUACCGGCAAAUUCAAACCAUUACCAGUAGCUAUUCAGCAUGGCGAUGUUGAUAUUAAUAAAGCAAGAGUACUUGAUACUAAAGCAAAGAAAACUUACAGUCUUGAUAUUGCAUUUGAUAAAGGUCUCCUUGUUACUGUUGUACAACCGCUCACAGGUCAAACUGUUUCAAAACGAUACGUUCCAGACACUUCUUCUUCUAAGGAGCCGUUACUACGUGAAUUUACUUUAGACGAAGCAAUAAAAUAUGAAUUUAUAGACCCAGAAACGGCGUUAAUAAAAGACCCACACAAAAAUAAAUACAUUCCGCUUAAAUUAGGUAUCGCUGAAGGCAUAAUCGAUAAAAAUGUUAAAGGUAUGUUUGAUACACAAAGGUCAAAAACACUUUGUUUUACUUUUGAAAAUAGUUUGAUAGUUUACGUUAGACAACCACUAACGUUUGAGCAAGCGAUAGAGGAAGGUCAUCUUAAUAUCAGUAACGCUCGGUUCACUGACCCAGAAUCCAACGAAGUACUAACGAUUAAAGAUGCCGCGAUUAUGGGAUAUAUAGAUCCAGAUACUGCGCUCAUAAAAGAUAAUCUCAAAAAGAGGUUAGUUAAGCUUCCCGAAGCGUUCCGUAAAGGGCUAAUGGAUGCUGAGAAAGGCAAUAUCCUAGACACAGAAACAUCAAAACUAAAUACGUUAGGCGCGGCUAUCGAAUCAGGUCUCCUUAUGACGCCUAAGAAGAGCUUCAGUCUCAUUGAAACAAUCAAUUUUGGAAUUUAUAAUCCAACAACUGGAGCUCUUAAUGAUCCGUUUAUCACAACAAGCGUUAUUGAUCGAAAGAGAUUGACACUAGGCGAAGCAAUUCAACAGGGAAUUGUUGAUCCAUCUAGUACAGUUGUGAAAGAACCAGAGACAGGAAAAAUAUUGCCAUUGGUACAAGCGAUCGAACAACAGCUUAUCAAUCCAGUCGAAGGAAAACUAACCAUAGAUCCGAAGAAAGGAAUCAGUCUCGAUUUAGUCAAAGCGUUUAAGAAGGGUUACUUACUGCCAGCAGAAACGAGGCAAGCAGUCGAAGAGAAGUACAGACUUUGCGAUGAGACUCUAUCAAAAUUGUUGGAAUGGAUCGCGGUUGUGGAAGAGAGGCUGGCUAACCAAGAAGCUGUUAAGGAAGAUAUGGAUGAACUACGAAACCAGAUCAAUAUACUGAAGUUAAUAAAGGAUGACCUAGAGAGCCACCAGCGCCAAGUGUCCGCGUGCGCCGACCAGGCCAAGCAGCUGCUCGUCUCCGGCAGUGAUGUGUUGGCGCCUCAUGAGGUGGCAGCACUGGAACGCGGUGUGAGACAGCUCAAGCAGCGCUGCGACAGGUGCACAGAGAAGUGCGAUAAGAUGCUCAGACGACUUGUCGUCGCUAGAGAUGAACUUGGCAAAUUCACGAACGAAUUAAACGCCUUCAACACCUGGAUGGACGGUGCGUUCCGUACACUAGAAGAUAAAGAAGUGGCUCUCUCUAAAGUGGACAAUAUUUCCGGAGAAAGUAACGAUGUACGGGAAUUCGUGUCUGAUGUUAUCGCGCACCAAGCGGACCUGCGGUUCAUAACUAUGGCCGCGCAGAAGUUCGUCGAUGAGAGCAAGGAAUUCCUAUCAAUCCUGAACGAAUACCGAACAUCUCUGCCCACCCGUCUUGCGCACGUAAGCGCUGGCGGUGAAGGCGCAGUUCGGGAACGGGCUGGACUUGCUAGACGCAGACACGCGGAGUUGGCUGCACGAGCACAACGAUUGUUGGAUAGACUCAGAGCUGCAAGUGAGGGGGCUGCUAGGUACUCGGAUGCGUUGCAGAGGGCACAAAGAUGGAUGCAUUCGUUGGAGCCGCAAAUCCGCACAGUACUAUCCGAAGCGGUGGCUGGAGACCCGCGCUCUGUUGAAACACAACUGUCCAGAGCGAAGACGUUACACAGCGAGAUAUUAUCGCAGGGCAGACUCGUUGAUAACGCUAAAGAUGCCUGCGACCAGCUAGUAAAAUCGCUAGAAGGCAACCUGACACCAUCAGAAAUACGUCAACUAGAAGUGCCCGUCAUCGAGUUACAGGAACGUUACGGGGAGAUCAGUGAAGCGAUAGCGGGCAAGUGUGGGGAGUUGGAAGCUGCGUUGUUGCACUGCCAGGGGCUACAAGAUGCAGCUGAGACUCAGGCCAAUUGGUUGGCGCAAGCUGAGAAUAAUUAUAAGAGUCAACAGUCAAAACCCGCGUCUCUAAUUCGCGAGCGUUUAGACGAGCAAAUCCGGGAACAUCGCAUGGUGCAAGGGGAAGUAGAAGCUAGACGAGCUGCUUUAGCGCAAUUACCGGCUGCAGCUAGAGAAGCUGCUAGAACUCCUUCUAACGCUAGAAUAGCUAAUAAGCUGGAGCAACGCGCUCAAGACUUGUAUACUAGAUACGAGAAGCUCGUCGAACGCGUGACCCACCGCGGUCAGUUCUUAGACGAGGUGAUGUCAGAAUUGACCCAAUGGACCAACCAAGCGGCUAAACUUGAUACUGCCCAUGCGCAGUUGGUUGAAAUGUCAGAUGGAAGGGAAUUAGCGCGUCUGUCGCAGGCGGAGCUCGCCGCACGACUGAGCGAUUUGGCGCACGCUAGAGACAAGAACAUGCCGCUAGUAGAGGAAUGCCUUCGCGCCGGUCGACAGUUGGUCGCCAAGAAGGAUGUCACAGACACGCACGUAGUUAGGGACAAGUUGAAGGCCAUAGAGAACCAAUGGCGUGACUUCAACACAAGUCUGGAAGAGAAACAAAAACUGUCCAAGCAAAAGAGCGAUCAAUUGAACCAAUACGAAACUCUGCGCUCACAGGUCCUAGAAUGGCUCCAAAGCAUGGAGACCCGCGUGGCCCACCUACGACCGGUCGCGGUCGACUUGGACGUGAUCAAACAGCAAAUGGACGAAAUACGACCAAUCGCUAAGGAUUAUAGGGACUUCUCUAUUACUGUUGAUAAGUUGAACGAAGCAGGCGCAGUCUACGAGGCAUUGUCUCGCGGUGAAAGAGCAGAAUCUCCGCGUCGCAGACACGUCUACAGCCCUACAAAGCGGCAUACACCUAGCCGCACCCUGGACACGCGAUCCCCGUCCCCGGGCAAGGGUGGAGUGGUGAGUCCCGCGUCAGCUCACUCUGCGUCAAGUGGGUUCUCAUCCAGACGGUCAAGCCAGGAUGGGUUCCAUCUUGAAGAUCUAUCACCAGUACAACAACAAAUAUCGGAAAUAAACAACCGCUACGAGUUGAUCGGAGCCAAACUGUCAGACAGACAGAAUGAACUCGACGCCAUGAGAGAAGAGGUUAAGAAGCAUCUGGAUAGCUUCAGGACGUUGAAUAACUUCUUAGAUAAGGUGCAAAGGCAAUUGCCUAAAGAAUCUGUGCCCAGUACAAAGGAGGAAGCUGAUAAAAUUAUCAAACAAUCACGUGCCGUUCUCGAAGAGAUGUAUGAGAAACAGAGCAUUCUUGAUUCUACCAAGACCCAGGUGCGUGAAUUGUUGAAACGCAAGCAAAGUGUGCAAGGCGCUGACCGGCUUCAAGACGAAGUGACCGAUGUUGCUUCACGAUGGAAGGCUCUGCAUGAUGCUUUUAAGGAGAAGAUCCAACUCAUGGAAGAAAUGAAGGAACUAUUGGACACACACAGCAGUUUAUCCCUAUGGCUCAGUGCUAAAGAGCGCAUGAUGGGUGCACUCGGACCGAUCUCCUCGGAUUCGAGGAUGGUGCAAACACAAGUGCAACAGGUGCAAGUACUCCGCGAAGAAUUCCGCGGUCAGCAACCGCAGCUUUCCCAUUUACAAGAUGUCGCUAGUUCUGCGUUACAGAAGUUGCCCCACGAUGACCCUGAUGUCAGGAAACUGGCCCAGAAGGUCCAGGACCUGCAGGAUAGGUGGAAUGACCUGUUGAAUAAGUUGGAACAACGUGCAGAAAGUCUAGGAGCAGCUGCGGACACAUCUCGCGAAUUCGACGCCGGGCUCGAACGGUUACGUAACGCGUUACACACAAUCGCUGACAAACUAGAUGAUGUGUCAGCGAGACAGGAGCCCGCUGACCAGCUGAGGGAGGUUGAGAACCUAGAACGCCAGCUGGAAGGCCAGCGUCCUCUCCUAGCUGAUCUUGAAGCAGCUGGAGCCACUCUAGCGGAAGUGCUGGGCGAGGCCAGCUCGAGGCAGGACAUACAGAGCAAGCUGGCCGCGGCCGCGAGGCAAUACGACCAGCUACAGAGGAAGCUGGAUAAUAAGAAGGCGGAGAUUGAAGCGGCCCUCAAGGACGGUCGCAGCAUCGAGGAGGGCGUGUCCCGCACGCUGGGCUGGCUGGGCGCGGAGCUGGGCGCGCUGCCGGCACGUCUGCUCGUGUCGGCGGACCGCACGCGACUGCACGCGGCGCGCGACGCGCACGAGCCGCUCUACCGCGGCCUCACGCAGCGCGAGCACGAGCUCGUCAUGCUGCUGGACAAGGGUCGUGAAAUGGAGAAAAAACCAGCUUUCGCCGGACUCCGCAAAGACCUGGACAGGAUUCAGAGCCAGUGGGACAAACUGAAGAGAGAGACAGUCGAUAGAUACAACAGACUGCAAACGGCUACGGAACAUUGCCGUAAAUACAGCAAAGCGCAAGAAUCCUUCUUACCCUGGCUCAGUGAGGUGGAAACUCGUCUUCGGGAACUACCACCGGUCGCUUUCACUCGCAAAGAGCUGGAGAGGCAGUUGAGAGACUUGCAGCAUAUCAGGAACGAUGUUUGGAAGAGGUCCGGUGAAUACGAAAACAACAGGACGCUUGGAGAAACCUUUAUAUCAGCUUGUGAUGUUGACCAAGAGAUUGUCAGAAAACAACUCGAUACCAUGAAGGAGAAAUGGGAUAGGGUUAAUAACGAGGUGCUCCAACAAAUCGAAUACCUAGAAUCAACUAGCCGAAAACUAGGAGAAUUCCUCGAAAAAGUUAGAGCCGUGGAAGCCCCUCUCGCGAGAUGCGAAGAGAGGUUGGAAGCUGCGCUACAAUCUCCGCCCAGUGUUGCCAAGGAUGCUGUGGCGAGGCUGACUGAACAUGUGCACGCGUUACGAGCGCCUUUACAGAGCGUGAACAUAGCAGCGGACGACAUAGUGUCGCUAGCUCAAGAAUUCAGCGGACCCGAAGCGGCUGCAAGAGCUCGCGCUACGUUGGACGAAACCGCAUUAGGUUUGGCUGAGCGGUUGGAGAGAUUGGACAGUGGAACACAGCGGGCCGCUGAUGAGUUGGCUGGAGUUGCGAAGGCUGUGGCUUUCUUCCAGGACAAAGUAAAAGGCGUGUCCGGUAACAUGUCCGAAUUAGAAAAAGAACUAGACGCCAUGAAACCUCCGGGCCGUGAUAUUAAAGCUGUUCGAGCGCAAAUAGACGAAGUGAACAAGUUCUUCAGUAAAUUGGAGCGAGCUGAAGACUGGAUCGCUGAUGUGGAGCGUACUGGGGAGAAUCUCAUUGAUGGUGGAUAUGGGGAUACUUCGAAGGCCAGGGAGCAUGUGGAAGGUCUCCGCAAACACCUAAGGAAGAUGGAGGAACGGACCCGCGCGCGGGAACAGGACUUGGACGAUACUCUCAGCAAGCUGGAGGCGUUCUACAAGGCUUAUGAUUCAGUUAUGGAUGAUAUUAAUGAGGCUGCAGAACAAGUGCAAAGCCUUAAACCGGUGUCCUCCGACGUGGACCAAAUAAGGUCCCAACAGAAGGACUUCUCGGACCUCAAGCAGCGGACCCUAGAGCCGUUGGGCCAGAAUGUGUCCCACUGUAACAAGAUUGGGCAAGGCCUGGUAAGGUCUGCUCUGCAGGGAGUACCUACACAACAACUGGAGAGGGACUUGGAGAAGAUGAAUGAUAAAUGGAAUGGAUUGAAGGAAAAGAUGAACGAGCGUGGUCGUCGUCUAGACGUAGGGUUGUUACAGUCUGGCAAGUUGGCAGAAGCCCUCGGUGGUCUGGCUCGGUGGUUGGCAGACACGGAAGAACUGGUCAGGAACCAGAAACCACCGUCUGCUGAUUAUAAGGUCGUGAAAGCGCAGUUGCAGGAGCAGAAGUUCCUCAAGAAAAUGCUGACAGACAGACAAAACUCGAUGUCCUCUCUAUUCGCGAUGGGCAACGAAGUGGCCGCGGGCUGUGAUCCAAACGAGAAGAAAGCUAUCGAGAAACAACUGAAGGGAUUGUUGCAAAGAUUCGAUGCUCUGACCGCUAGUGCUCAGCAGAGGAUGCUGGAUUUGGAACAGGCUAUGAAGGUGGCGAAAACAUUCGAAGAACAAUUACAACCUCUAGUCGAAUGGCUCGGAGUCACUGAGAGGAAAGUGAAGGCAUUGGAAUUGGUGCCCACUGAUGAAGAGAAGAUACAGCAGAAGAUUAGAGAGCAUAAGAACAUCCACGACGACAUACUCUCCAAGCAGCCACCUUUCAAGCAGUUAACAGAAACAGCAUCCGAGCUGAUGACCCUCGUGGGAGAUGAUGAAGCAGCAGCAUUGGCUGAUAGACUGCAUGCGGCUACUGAUAGAUACCAAGCGCUAGUAGACCACAGUCUAAACAUAGGCGAUCUCCUGGACAACUCACGUAAGGGUCUUCGCCAUCUUGUCCUAACAUACCAAGAUCUAUCCGCGUGGAUGGACUCCAUGGAACAGUACUUGGCCAAGAGGAAGGUGCUACCGGUGCACAUGGAGAAACUUUUGAGGCAGAUGGACGAAUUGGCGGAGAAAACCGAAGAAAUAUCAGCGAAGCAAGAAGCAGUAGACAGUACAGUGGAAUCUGGUCUAGAACUAAUGAAACAUAUCUCCGGAGACGAAGCCCUACAGCUCAAGGAUAAACUGGACGCUCUACAGAGGAGAUACAACGACCUUACUAGCAAAGGAGCUGACUUGCUUAAGCUGGCCUCUGAUACGCUGCCGUUGGUGCAACAGUUAUAUAAUUCACAUGCUAAACUAUCAGAAUGGAUGUCAAGCGCGGAAACUUGCCUGCAAUCAGUCGAACCGCGCGAAGAAGACAUCUUACGUUUGGAGGCUGAAUUACAAGAAUUCAGACCUCUAUUGGACAAUAUCAACUUGGUCGGACCUCAGUUGUGUCAAAUAUCCCCCGGGGAAGGAGCUACCCACGUGGAGGGUAUGGUGACGCGGGAUAACCGUCGUUUCGAUGUGAUCGCAGAACAAGUGCAGCGCAAGGCUGAAAGAUUGUUACUGAGCAAGAAGCGGUCGCUAGAAGUAGUGGGCGACAUGGAGGAGCUAGUGGAGUGGCUGCGCGCAGCAGACGCACAGCUGCGUGCCAGCGCCCCGCCCGGCGCACGCGCCGACGUGCUGCGGGCACAGCUGGCCGACCUGCGCCCGCUGUGCGAUGACGUGGCUGCGCAGCGGGUGAGGACCAGGGAUCUGCUCGCGCAGGCUAAGAAGGUGCUCCGCGAAUGCCAGUCGACAGAGGAAGCGGGAGUGAUAAGGGAGAGGAGUGAAGAACUGAAGGAGAUGAUGGAGGAAGUCGGGCAGCUGAGCGCCGCGCGGUUGGCAGCCCUGGAGCAGGCGCUGCCACUCGCAGAGCACUUCGCUGAUACACACCAUGGAUUAUCCUCAUGGUUGGACGACAUGGAGAAACAAGUACAAAUGCUGGCGAUGCCGGCGCUUAGACCCGAACAAAUCGUUCAGCAACAAGAUAAGAACGAGAUGCUACAGCAAUCGAUCGGCGGGCACAAGCCUCUAGUCGACAAGCUGGUCAAGACAGGUGAAGCGCUGUGCAAUCUAAUCAGCGAAAGCGAUGCAGCCGCUGUAAGGGAUACCGUGGACGCUGACUGUGAGCGAUACAACGCUUUACGGGCUGAAUUGAGGCAGAGACAGCAGGAAUUGGAACAGGCGCUACAAGAAUCGUCAGUAUUCGCGGAACGUCUAGAAGGAAUGGUCCGUGCUCUAUCAGGUGCGGCCGAUCAGCUACAGCACGCAGAACCUGUGUCUGCACACCCGCAUAAAAUACAAGACCAAAUAGAAGAGAACAACGCGUUAAUAGAAGAUCUAGAGAAGAGAGAAGAAGCGUACCGUGCGGUGCAGCGCGCGGCCGCCGACGUGAUGGGCAAAGCUAGAGCCGCUGACCCGGCCGUAAGGGAUAUUAGAGCGAAACUGGAUAAGCUUAAUAAGUUAUGGGACGAAGUGCAACGCUCGAGCACGAACCGGGGCCAGUCCCUGGACAGCGCGCUCGAGCUGGCCAAGCGCUUCUGGGAGCAGCUGGAAGCCGUGAUGCAGCAGCUGGGCGAGCUGGAGGACACGCUGGCUGCUGUACCACCGCCGGCUGCGCAGCCGCACCGCAUACAGCACCAGCAGCUGCAGCUGCAGGAGAUACGCCACGAGAUCGACCACACCAAGCCGCAGGUGGAAAAAGUGCGCAAGACAGGAUCCACCCUCAUGUCAAUAUGCGGGGAACCAGACAAGCCAGAAGUCAAGAAACACAUCGAAGAUCUGGAUACCGCUUGGGAUAAUAUCACAGCGUUAUAUGCUAGAAGAGAAGAGAACCUUAUAGAUGCUAUGGAAAAGGCUAUGGAGUUCCAUGACACAUUGCACAAUCUACAAGAGUUCCUCGACUCAGCUGAAGAGAAAUUCUCUAAAAUGGGACCGCUAGGAUCCGACAUAGAUGCAGUUAAGCGACAAAUCGCGCAACUUGCAUCCUUCAAGACGGAAGUCGAUCCACACAUGGUGAAAGUAGAAGCUUUGAAUAGGCAAGCAGCGGAACUUACAGAGAGGACAUCGUCAGAACAAGCGGCGGCGAUCAAACAACCGCUAACAGAAGUGAACGCAAGAUGGUCAGCGUUACUCCGAGGAAUGGUGGAAAGGCAGCAACAGCUUGAAAGAGCUUUGUUACGGCUUGGACAGCUUCAGCAUGCGCUGAGAGACACGCUAGCGUGGAUACAGCACACUAGCGAUACGCUGGACACUUUGACACCGGUUGCUGGAGACCCUCAAAUCCUCGAAGUCGAACUGGCCAAAUUAAAGGUAGUUGUGAACGACAUCGCAGCGCACCAGGCUAGUGUGGACACUUUGAAUGAAGCUGGCGCACAUAUUGUACAUCAUGGCACAGACGAAGCCGGUGAAACAGCGGAAAAACUGGCAACACUUAACAGAAAAUGGCGCGAAUUACAACAGAAGGCGAGAGACCGACAAUCGGAACUCGAAGACGCACUUAGGGAAGCGCAGAGCUUCAACGCAGAAAUCGGCGAUCUUCUAUCAUGGCUAUCAGAAGUGGACAGCGUGGUGGUCGCGUCCAAACCGGUCGGCGGUCUGCCGGAGACUGCCACUGAACAACUUGAACGGUUUAUGGAGGUAUACAACGAAAUAGAAGCGAACAGGCCAAAGGUGGAAGCUGUCCUGCAGCAGGGUCAGGAGUACAUCAAGAGGCAGGAGAAACCGAACCCCACCUCGCAGUUACAUCUCAACUUGAAGAACUUGAAGAGCAGAUGGGAUAACGUCACGUCUAGAGCAUCAGACAAGAAGAUAAAACUAGAGAUAGCGCUAAAAGAAGCGACAGAAUUCCACGAAGCACUGCAAGCGUUUGUCGAUUGGCUGACUUCCGCUGAGAAAACGUUGACUUCCGCCAAACCGGUGUCUAGGGUCAUGGAGACUUUGUUGACCCAAGUGGAAGAGCACAAAGCCUUCCAAAAGGAAGUGUCUACACAUCGCGAAACGAUGCUACAAUUGGACAAAAAGGGAACACACCUCAAGUACUUCAGCCAGAAGCAAGAUGUCAUCUUAAUUAAGAACUUGCUGGUAUCUGUACAGCAUAGAUGGGAAAGGGUGGUGGCCAGGGCUGCUGAGAGGACCAGGGCUCUGGACCAUGGACUGAAGGAGGCUAAGGAGUUUGCUGAUAUGUGGAACAACUUAAUGAACUGGUUGAACGAUACGGAACAACAACUCGACCAAUUGAACUCUGAAGCGAACGUCAACGACCCAGAGAAGAUCAAACAGAGACUAACAAAACACCGCGAGUACCAAAAGGCCCUCGCGUCCAAGCAGCCCGCGUACGACCAGACCAGCAAGACCGGCAAAGCGCUCAAGGACCGCGCGCCCAAGAGCGACGAGCCCGUGUUGCGGGAAAUGUUGGCGGACCUCAAGUCCAAAUGGACCACCGUUUGCUCGAAGGCUGUUGACAGACAACGUCGUCUCGAAGAAGCACUCCUCUACUCCGGGCAGUUCAAAGACGCGAUGUCAGCACUAUUGGAAUGGCUCAGCAAACAGCAAGCAAGAUUGGCUGCUGAUUCUCCUGUACAUGGUGAUUUGGACACUGUGAUGGCGCUGAUCGAGCAGCAUAAGCAAUUCGAGGAAGAUCUCCACUCGCGCGAACAACAAAUGCAAUCCGUUAUGAAGACUGGAAAAGAUCUAGAAGCUACGGUACCAGCAGAAGACUCACUAAGCAUAAAACAGCAGUGCAGCGAAUUGAAACAAGCUUGGGACACCGUACUCACUCUCAGUGAGAGGAAAGCGCAGAAAUUGGAAACUGCUCUUAAGGAGGCGGAACGUCUCCACAAAUCAGUCAACAUGUUACUCGAGUGGCUGUCAGACGCGGAAACAAAACUUCGUUUCUCCGGGCAAUUGCCCGAAGGCGAACAAGAGACACAACAACAGUUGAGAGACCACGAGAAGUUCGUGAAAGAGUUGGAUGAGAAGAAGAGGGACAAGGACGACACUAUAUCGCUAGCUCACUCUAUCCUGGGCAAAGCGCAUCCGGACGCUGUGACAGUUAUAAAGCACUGGAUCACUAUUAUUCAGAGUCGGUGGGAUGAGGUAUGGCAAUGGGCUAUGCAACGUGGUGGUAAGCUAGAGACGCACAUGCAGAGCCUCAAGGACCUCGACCUGGUGCUGGAGGAACUGCUGCAGUGGCUCAGCGGCUUGGAGACCACGCUGAUAACUCUCGAAGCGGAACCAUUACCAGAAUCUAUAGAAGUGCUGGAAGGUCUUAUAGAAGACCACAAGGAUCUGAUGGAGCACACGCAGAAGAGGCAGAACGAGGUCGACCGCGUCUGUAAGGCGUACCAGGUCAAGAGUCAAAGCGUAGGCCGCGAGUCGACACCGCGCAAGGUGUCCGCCAAGAGCGCUACGAAAGCAACGCCAGGGCGCGGCUCGCAGCACGACUUGAAUAGAGAUAGGUCAAUGUCACCGGACUAUUAUGGCACUAGGCGCUAUAGGUCGAGGAUUCACAUGCGAAAUAGGAGAGGAAGUCGCGCGAGCCCCGGCAGAGAUUCGCCUGAUCGCAUCCUGCCGCACUACGGCCCGCGGUUCCCGGCCAAGGGAAGUGCGGGCGCCGAACCGGAAUUCAGAUCAACCCGCGUGAAACAGCUAUGGGACAGAUGGAGACACGUGUGGUUACUCGCGUGGGAGCGCCAGCGCCGCUUGCACGAGCGGCUGGCGCACUUGCGCGAGCUGAGACGUGUGUCCAACUUCAGCUGGGACGACUGGCGCAAGCGGUUCCUCAAGUUCAUGAACCACAAGAAGUCCCGUCUCACGGAUCUAUUCCGCAAGAUGGACAAGGACAACAACGGCUUCAUUGCGAGGAACGAGUUCAUCGAUGGCAUUAUCAAUACGAAAUUCGACACGUCGCGUCUAGAGAUGGGCGCCGUGGCGGAUUUGUUCGACAGAAACGGCUCUGGACUCAUCGACUGGGAGGAAUUCAUCGCAGCAUUACGACCUGAUUGGGUUGAACGUCGCGGACCUCCCACGGACGCUGACAAGAUCCACGAUGAAGUCAAGCGACUUGUAAUGCUCUGCACCUGUCGACAGAAGUUCAGGGUCUUCCAGGUUGGGGAAGGGAAGUAUAGGUUCGGAGACUCGCAAAAGCUCCGCCUCGUGCGCAUUCUCCGCUCCACGGUGAUGGUGCGCGUGGGCGGCGGCUGGGUCGCGUUAGAUGAGUUCCUCGUCAAGAACGACCCGUGCAGAGCUGAAGAGUUUAUGGAGCAGUUGAGGCCAAUAUUUGAGGCUUUAAGACAGAGGGAAGAGCUCCCAUGUUCGUAUCCGCUGCAUGUGGGCUCUACGCACGGCACUAAGCAAGCUUUCAUAUACGGCCACUCAAGAUCUCAAGGUUCGACGACACCGGGCGCCCACCACUAUACCCACCAUCAUGGAUAUCAACCGUCUCCAGGAUAUCACUGGGUAAGAGAGCGAACUGCUCGCUCAGUGCCUAUGUCAGCUGGUGGCGUCGCCGGAAGAGCUUCCAGGUCCUCAUUGAGUGCGGGAACACCUGACUCUCUCAGUGACAACGAAGCCGCUAGUGGAUUGGGACAGAGAUAUAGAAAACCCAGCGUACCAAGGUCAACAUUGACUCCAGGAGGUUCAAGACCAGGUUCUAGGCCAGGUUCCAGAACCGGAUCGAAACCACCAUCAAGACAUGGAUCUAAUUUGUCGUUGGAUAGUACAGAUGAUGUAUUAACGCCAUCUCGCAUACCAAUGCGCAAGGUGACCAACACUCGGGCAUCGCUCGCCCGCGCCGCAGCUACGGCCAGCAAGUUGGGAGUCACGACACCUAACGGUGGAUCACGACCACGAACUCCGACAGGAUUCUUAACACCAGCUAGCGGAAGGUAUCAUAGCGGAGCGAUGUACCGCACUUCCAGUAUACCGACACUGUCACCGGUGCCCGCGUUAGUGAGCUCGACACAUUCCCAGCCAUCUUCAAUGGCGUCUGAACAUCCUAAAUCCUUAUCUCAUAAUCACCCUGCAUUCCAAACCCAAGGUUCGACUAAAAUCCCGAUUUACGUCGGCAAUCGAUCUCAAAGGUCGCCGUCCGUUGAAAGAAGACUGAAAUCUAUCAAGUCACACUCCAGAGAAACAUCACAAGAUCCCAGUCCCACUUCCCAAGAUCCUAAGUCCGACCAAAGAAGUCCAGAAGACGAUUCCUCCCUGUUCAGUAUAUCGGGAAUGACGAGCGACAAUGAGUACGAAAGUAACAUAAGCGAAUCAAGCGGGGACGCAUCAAAACCAACCCAACGCGACGUUAAAGGGAGUGGGUCGUUUGCAUCGACCGAUGGACAUACGCCUAGCAGAAGUCGAAUACCGGUACCUAAGGAGCACAACACUAACACUAGCCACUUUAGGCAAAGAACGCCGUCGGGCAGCACGACGCCGGUGCGUCCGGGCCAGCAGACCGCCACAACACGUCUGCUGCGCAAACCGUCUGACGCGUCUGACAGCGGCGCGCCCACCACGCCCGUCACCCGACGCACCUCCGCGACGUCAAAAACCACAGAAAAACGAGAACCGUUCCGAUUAUAAACGAAGAAUUAACAAAAACGACGUUCUUUAUUCAAAUAUCGCGCCGUUCGCAUCGCUUUGACGGCAAUCUAAUACGCGCGCAAUUUAUUGUUUGCAUACGUGUAACGUUUAUUAUAGCUGAAAUUUAUCUAACAAAUUAUGUAACGAGCCUAAUAAUGUUAGUCGAAGCGAUCCCCAGUGCCGAUAUUAUAUUUAUUACUAACGAUAAAUUAACCUAUUCGCGAAUCGAGCCAAGCUUGUGAAAAAUGAAUUUUGCGAAUGUGGCUUGUAGUUGAUAACUAUAGAUGUAGUGAUAAACACAAAGUCUGCACUUGAUGCCUUGUAUUUUUUUCUACCGAGCAAAUUCUAUUCGACUAAGUUCUAUAUAGUCUUUCUCUAUUAGAUCAUUUCCAUUCUUUUUUUCUUUUAUUAUUGUGAAUAUUCCUUUGUCUUAUUUAUUGUCAAUGUUGCCAUAAUUGUUAGUGUAUAUUUAAUACGUAAUUCGUCUCGAAGUUGAGACAUCGAGUGUGAUUAAAUUUUUAUGUUUUCUUUAGGGACCAUUUUGUUCGUCGUACGUGGGAUUGUCGAUAACGACUUUCUACCGUUGAUACGCUAGCGCAGUUUCGCCAGACUGUGUAGGUUGUUACGAGGUGUGAAAGCAGUCGUCGAUAAUCGAAAGGUGAUAAUAGAGAUAAUUUCUUUGUAAUGCACAAUCAUGUUUCUUAUUUCGUGGAUACAGCGUAUUUGUUUGUGAAUUUACGUGGAUUAUGUAUGUAAUUUAUUUUUAUUUGCACAAUAUUUAUUGUGAUUACUGUAAGAUUUUCUGUUUAUAAAUACAGUUGAAAUACUUAAUGACUAUCGCCAGAGUUGUUACGUAUUUCAACAAUUUAGCAAAAAACAUGCUCAUUGUAACGAAAUUCCACAGCGGACUUUUAUUUUUAAGUAAUACUAAAGUACAUUUGUCGACACAAAAGACAUUUACUUAAUAAAUCUAAGAAUACUUUUAUAUAUUAUGAAAAGAACGCUUUAAAAAAUGUAACCUUCCUUAAAUGUUAACCAACACUCACAUUUACUUGUUAUUUUUUUAUUAUAUAAUUCUGACUUUACAAUUAAGCAUCUAUUAUUAUUAGAAAUAUAAGUAUUGUAAAACUAUUAAUCUGGUCAUUUUAUUUAAAUCAUUGUUAUAUUUGUUAUUUAUGUAAAAUCGAAGCAAAUAUACUACUACAAAAGCUUGCAAUAUUUUUUGUAAAUGAUUCUGAAGAGCUACAGUUUAAAAUCUCAUAAUUGAUUUCAAAAUAAAAUGUAACAAUUA